AUGGUCAUUAUUUUGUGUCUGUAUGCACAGGAAGUCUGUGGCUAUCCCCUCAGCAUAUUCUUCAUUGUUGUAAAUGAGUUCUGCGAGAGAUUCUCCUACUAUGGCAUGCGAGGUAAGAAUAUGAUACAGUAUGUACUAUCAACAACUUCAUGGGCGUAAUCAACAGUUAUAACCCAGUGAGCAAAACUGGUUGAAAAAACAUCAUUUCAACAAGUUUUGCCCACUGGGAAUAAAUAUAGUGGCUGUGUGGAGUGCCCAUCCUGAGGAGCUUCCCCUUCUCUCUCCCCUGUCCACAGCUGUGCUGGUGCUGUACUUCAGGUACUUCCUCCGGUUUGAUGAUGACCUGGCCACCUCCAUCUACCACACCUUUGUGGCUCUGUGCUACCUGACUCCCAUCCUGGGAGCCAUUAUAGCAGACUCCUGGCUGGGCAAGUUUAAGUAAGUGACUGUUCGGAGCCCUAGAACUAGAGUGUAUUACAGAACAGGAAUCCGUUCUUGCACUGGUAGCUAACACCUUGAUUUCCCCUUCCCGCAGGACCAUCAUCUACUUGUCCAUUGUCUAUGCAAUUGGCCAGGUUGUGAUGGCAGUCAGCGCCGUUCAUGACAUCACGGACACAGACAGAGAUGGAACGCCAGACAACUUGACCUUGCAUAUGUGAGUCAUCCUCACUUCAAGUCAAGUUCAGAGAUUCGCUUACGCAAACACAAGUCACAUGAGAACACUUGCUGGGGUAUGUCCUGACUACAUGGACUUUGUGAGGUGCUACUGCAGGCAUGGCCUAACAAUGUUGCUCUGCCUCCUCUCUCAGUGUGUUGUCCAUGGUGGGCCUGCUGCUCAUUGCGCUGGGUACAGGUGGUAUCAAACCAUGUGUAGCUGCUUUUGGAGGAGACCAGUUUCAGGACCACCAGGUUAGCAGAAUAACUCAGUAUUCAGAGAAUGACACCACCACUGCAUCUUAUGUCUGUGUCUUUGUCAGUAUGCGGAUAGUUCCUCUCCACAACUGCAAAGCUAUUGUAAAUCCCACAUACACCGAUGUUAACCUUGAAAUAAAGAACAUGUAGGAGAACCUUUGCUCCUUUGAGAAGUGUAAUGUACAUGUAUCUCCUAUGAAUGGCACAUAAUAUACAAAAUGUACACGUAAUGCAAAUCUAUUCCUUUUUAUUUUUGCAGGCGAAACAGAGGAGCACUUUCUUCUCUGUUUUCUACCUGUGUAUCAAUGGUGGGAGUCUCCUGUCUACUAUCAUCACACCAAUCCUCAGAGGUAGGGGGCAUGUCCAAGCCAGGCAGACUAUGUAUAAUAACUGCCUAAAUGCUGUCUGAAGAUAUUCCCACAAAUCUGCAUAAAUAACAAUUUAAGACACAACACAACUGCAGCUAGUGUAUGGAUGUGUGAUGUCUGUGCUGUGUGUCCCUUUGUUUAGGCCAGGAGUGUGGCAUCCACAGCCAGCAGAAGUGUUACCCUCUGGCAUUUGGUGUCCCUGCUGCGCUCAUGGUGGUCGCCCUUGGUUAGUUUCUCUACCAUCUUCUCUAUUCUACCUACAGAUGUAGGAUCUGAAUUUGACCUAUAUUGUCACAUCAAAAAAGUCCUGCAGCAACAGGAUUUGAAUGUUUAGUCCAUAAUUUUGCUGGAUCGGUGGUCAGACUAUUAGCCGGCCAAAAGUAGGCUACAUAAAAAGUGCAAUACUGUUAAUAUAACAAUGUGUUAGUGUGGGUUUUCAGUACAUUUUUGUAAAUCAUGAAGCUCAUCUGCAUUUCCUGCAGUGCAGGAAAAUUCUCAGCAACAAAAGAGUGAUCAAAUGAAGAUCCUACAUCUGUACCUUGUCCCAUGGUUUUGCAGUAAUAUUUAUACUAAUAAAGAGUAUGAAAAUGUAGUUUGACAGUGCUUUUUGUCCCUACAGUCGUGUUCAUAAUUGGAAGUGGUAUGUACCAUAAGACUGAACCGCAGGGAAACAUCAUGCUGGAUGUUUGUAAAUGUAUUGGGGUAAGUCAAACAUUAUCUAGUACCAACAUUCAGCAUAAUUGCAUCAACUUUCACAACAAUGUGAAAAAUGACUGGAGGACUCUUCCCUGCAGCCAUCCUGGUGUUUCUGAAAGGAUCAUUUCUGUGUCUGCUCGCCUUUACAGUUUGCAGUAAAGAACCGCUUCAGGCACAGGAGUAGCUCCUACCCGAAGAGAACGCACUGGAUGGACUGGGCCGAAGAGAAAUAUGAGGUACUCUACAUUGUAAACUCUCCUACUGUCUCUACAUAAAUGUCAUGUUCAGUCUCCAAUAUACGAACAACACCUCAUAUUUUCUUUCUCUCUUUUUGUACUUGUAGAAACUCCUCAUUGCUCAGAUAAAGAUGGUGCUGAAGGUCUUAUUUCUGUACAUUCCCCUUCCCAUGUUCUGGACCCUAUUUGACCAAAAGGUAUCUGAGAUUUGUUGGAAAAUAGUCUAGUUUGUCCUGCAACGUGUGAUGUAACAUAGCUUGUAAUAUCCAUGUGGUAUAAUCAAAUAAAACGUUCUGCUCCCUCACAGGGCUCUAGGUGGACUCUUCAGGCCACCACCAUGGAUGGGAACUUUGUACGUUUGCAAAAACAUCCCACUAUAAAAAGUAAAUUAAAGCUACAAUUUGCACGUUGUUCAUGUUCGUAAUGACCUUGCUCUCUUUCCAGGGGUUCCUCAUUCUGCAGCCUGAUCAAAUGCAGGUAAGUUAGAGGUACUUUAAAGUUCCUGAUUUGUUCCAUCCAUGGUUAAACGCACUUCUUACCAUAGAAACCAUAUUUCUGACAGACUGUCAACCCCAUCCUGAUCCUGACUCUGGUACCUAUCAUGGACAGUGUGGUGUACCCACUGAUAAAGAAAUGUGGCCUGAACUUCACGUAAGUUAUACUUAAAGAAAAUUAUAAAACACAUGCCUGUACAGUAUCUACAAAACAGUGAAGAGGCAGGUGUAAGCAUGCUUAGGAAUCUAACCAUGAACCUUUCCUCAACAGUCCUUUGAGGAGAAUGACAGUGGGGAUGUUUUUUGCAGCUAUGGCCUUUGUUGCUGCAGCUUUGGUACAGAUCCAGAUUGAUGUAAGUGUCUACAAUACAUCUACAUUGUGUGGCAGUUUGUUUCUGGUUUAGCAAAGUAUUCUUUGUCGCUAUCAUGUCUUGUAUGGCUAGGAAUAGAUGUAGCAUUGUUGUAUGCAGAAACAGUCCAGAACCCAGGCUACAGGAAAUCUAUAUUAUGAGGAAGUAAAAGUGCAGAGUAUCCCAUGUUGACCCUCUUAAUGGCAAUGCUUUCACUGCCUAUAGAAUUGGAAUGCAUAACAAAAAGAUUAUGUUUUCUAAAUCCUUACUAGUACCCAGAGCCAUAUAUUAAAAUCUAUAUGUAUAUGACUCUGCUUGUAUCUAUUUCAGAAAACCUUGCCAACCUUCCCUUCAUCCUCCCAGAGCCAAUUAAAAUUACUCAACAUGGGCAGUAACCCCUUGAAUGUUACCCUACCCAAUAAUGAUCCCUUAAGGAUUGAAGCAGCUCAGGUAAACCAUCUUAAGGAGGUUCACUUCUCUUAGGGAUUCAUAUCACAAAAUCCGACUGUAUUAGCAGAAGUCUUAAACAGAUGUUGAUGACUAUUAGAAGAAUACGUUUUACAUUUUUUAUUGAACCUUUAUUUUAUCAGGGAGCCAUACUGAGACCAAGGUCUCUUUUACAGAUGAGCCCUGAAUUACAUAAAUUACAGAAAAUACACACAUCAAAAUAUAAAUACUAAAUACAAGCAGAAAGAAAAACAUGGUCAUAAAAAAAAACACAUUCAUCAGUAAUAAGGUCCUCAAUUUAUGGUUUAAGUAGAAUUAUAAAGUUAUGAUCAGCCAAAACAUUACAUUAAGACAUUUAUCACUGUGUUUAUACCUUGCUGUGAAACUGAUUUAAGUCCACUCAUAUAUUUUACAGGCUAGUGCAAAUUACCUUACAUUUGAAGAAGAAAGCAUCAAAGUUUCAUUUCAGAAUCCUGCAAUAUCUAGGACUAUUUCCUUAGCAAAGGAAAAGCGGCAAACACUUCUAAUUCCCUCAAACCUCAGUGCCCCAAUGUGGGAGGUGGUAAGUACAUACCUAUUAUUACACCCUUAUAAAAGUACAGUAUUAACAUCAUGAGCAUUAAGUCAAUAUACAUUUUCUCUGAUCCUCUGUUGCAGACUGACGAUUUGAUGGCAAAGCCAGAGCAAGGGGCCAAUGCAAUCAGGUGAUUUUGAAUGCAUUUCCCAAUGUUUACUGAGAUGACCUAAAUGAACAUACAUUUCUAGAUAAUCUAUAGCCAUUCAUGGUUAACUUGGGUGUGUUUUUUUUGUUGUUGCUGUUUCUCAACUCUAUAUGUAUUAAUUUCCAGAUUUGUUAAUGGGAUGGCUGGAGCGGUGAAUGUGUCAACUUUUGGAACCAUUGACUACUCCUCUGCUUCCAACUACUCUCUCAUAUCAAAUGGAAAGUAAGGAAUUAAUUCAUGAUUAUACUUGCAAAUAUGCAGUAUAAUAAAGAAGAUGACAUAAAGAAUAUGCAGCUAAAUCCUUAAAAUGUGUAUUUAGCUGAUUUUGCUUACAGUACAUUAUCUGGCUUAAGACUCACAAACACAGAUUUCCAAAGCAUCUCUUCUUACUAAUUUCCAGAACCACCUUCACCAUUACCAGUGGUGCAAACACAUGUGAAUACUCCAGAGAAUUUGGAUUCGGAAGUUCUUACACUAUCCUUAUACCCAGUGAUUUCUCAUGGGGCGUGAGUGUAAGUUUCACUCCUUCUAUGUAUCACUUAAUAAUACAGUGAUAUAUCCCAUAAUCAGAUUCAGUAAGUUACAGUUUGAUUGUCUAUUUUAUAUAGUGCUGGGAAUCCAUUUCUGUGGUUGAGGACAUCCAGCCCAACUCCUUCCAUAUGGGCUGGCAGAUCCCACAGUACUUCCUCAUUACCUGUGGAGAGGUGGUGUUCUCUGUUACUGGCCUGGAGUUCUCUUACUCACAGGUGAAGCACACACAACCUUACUAGUCUACACUUAGUCAUCUGAUAGACCCUGUGCUGAACUUGAAUCAUUUUGAUCUGCACAAAAAGAGGGGAAAGUAUAAAGUAAUAUCUUGAAUUUUCAGUUGUAAAAUCAUGGGUGGCCGUACUCCAAUUCACAGCAUAAUUUACUAAGCUAUAUAUCUUUCUUCAAAGGCACCGAGCAACAUGAAGGCAGUGCUGCAAGCAGGCUGGCUGUUCACUGUAGCUAUUGGCAACUUUAUUGUGCUUAUUGUGGCUGAGAUUGCACAGAUCGAAGAACAGGUACAGUGCCACCAACCUACAUUCUACAGAUAACUCUCUCAUUCUAUGUUUUCUGAGGACACACUCAUAGCACUCCUGCAGCACGUGGUCUGCGUAUAGGGCAAGCCAGCCCUGACUCUCUGGGUGAAAGAGUUGAAGUCUUCAGUGCCCAUGAAUCAUACCUCAAGGGCUAGAUCUGUUGAGGUAAAUAUGUGACAGGUGUCAAAUCUUUGUGUUCUUUCCUCCUACAGUGGGCAGAGUUUAUCCUCUUCGCCUCCCUCCUAGUGGCAGUGUGUGUCAUCUUCUCCAUCAUGGCCUAUUUCUAUACCUACAUAGACCCUGUAGAGAUCGAGGCCCAGUUCAGGGACAAAGGCAGUAAGGAAGAAUCAGACAAAGAGGAGCUUCAAAUGCAGAAGAAAGAUUCCAUAGCCCAUCACAAUGAAGAUGAUGAACCCAAACACACCAAAAUGUAAAUGUCUGUAAAUGUGCAUAAUUAUCUGUGUGUGUGUGUGUGUGUGUG
This is a messenger RNA of Coregonus sp. 'balchen', 5770 nucleotides long. The record is from the annotation of a GenBank genome assembly. Lineage: Eukaryota; Metazoa; Chordata; Actinopteri; Salmoniformes; Salmonidae.